AUGCUGCGUAAACCAACAUGGAAACGAUAUCGUCAACGUGAAAAAUCGCAACGAAGUAUGGCACCACUCGCACAAGAGGAUAAUUAUGAAGGAACAGAACAAAAGCGAUGUUAUUUCAAUUUCAAGAAAACUAUAUUGAAAAGUCGCGUUGGUAAAUCGCUUUCCAGAUUCGAUAGUCGUCGUGGUUCAACAAAUACGGACCUUAAAUCAUCAACACGUAUCGAAGGGGAGUCUCAUUCAGCUCAUGAAUAUACGGAAUGUCCACCUCACAUUGAAGACGAACAGUUUUCAAACUAG
Molecule: messenger RNA, 297 nt
Organism: Dracunculus medinensis (Guinea worm)
Lineage: Eukaryota; Metazoa; Nematoda; Chromadorea; Rhabditida; Dracunculidae
Source: the annotation of a GenBank genome assembly